Molecule: messenger RNA, 1809 nt
Organism: Bufo gargarizans (Asiatic toad)
Lineage: Eukaryota; Metazoa; Chordata; Amphibia; Anura; Bufonidae
Gene: EGR4
Product: early growth response 4
Exons: 2
Coding region: 1-1398 (465 amino acids)
Biological process (GO): regulation of transcription by RNA polymerase II
Molecular function (GO): RNA polymerase II cis-regulatory region sequence-specific DNA binding; DNA-binding transcription factor activity, RNA polymerase II-specific
Source: RefSeq, a predicted model, not a curated record
AUGGACCCCUCCUGCCAGGACUACCCCGAGUACCCCGAGGACUGUCACCUGAAGGAGCAGCCGGGAGCUGCAGCCCCCCAAUGCACUGGAGGUGUCUUUGAGAGUCCUUCCAAUGAGGAAACCUCUGAGUACUUCUUCUUGAGCAGCCAGCCCUCACCACCUCUCCCUCUCAACUACUCCGGGAGCUUCUUCAUAGAGUCAGCCCCUGAACAUAGCCAUGACCCAGAAGCCUUCUUCAGCAUCAUGUCUGGCAUCCUUGGUCUGUCUCCUUUCGCUGCACCUCCUCGACUGAACUGUCAGGGGUCCCUCUACUCAGUCCAGGAGUCCCUCCAGAACCACAUGGACCUUUACUCAAACUGUCAGCCCAACCUGAACAUCUCAGUGCAGCAGGGCUUCUCUGGUCAGCUGUACUCUGCCUUCAGCAGCACCGAGGACAUUCACCAGGUGCCCAGCUCACCCAACCUGGGCACUUCCUCCUCCAACCAAUGCUUCUUUGACUCUAAAGUAAUCCCCAACAAGCAUGACAUGGACCUGUCCCCCAUCUCCCCCACAUUGGACUCUUUUGGUGCCCAGUGGGACUCACAGGCAUCUCAGAACUUUGGCCAGCCUUCCUACCCUACAGAUGGAUUUCUGCCCCCUGACAACCCCUCUCCUGUCUUUCAUCCCUUGGAAUCUAAAGUGGAGAACAUGAUGUCCUCCUGCUGCCAGUCACUAUCUGGAGAGGAAUCUAUUUUGUACAACAUGGACUUCAGCUCUCAGUCUGACAACUACCACUCAUCUCAGUCUGACACUUAUGACUUCACUGAGACCCAGAUUGACCUAAAGCCUCAGCUUUUGCCAGAUACCAAGUACCCACUAGGCCACCAAACCUCAGUGCCAGGGCUGAUGAACCAAGAGGAAGUUCUUCAGCACCAGUCCCCUCCAAUCAUCUCCACAGAUUUUCUGGGUCUCUCCCCAACAGCUGACAACAUCAUUCCAGCAAAUACCAGGAACCACCUGGCAGAACCCAGAAAGAAAUAUCGCAGGAACAAGUUUCCAGCAAAAUGUUUUCGUCCAAAACCCCAUGAGAAGGCCUUUGCUUGCCCUGUCGAGAGCUGCAUCAGGAGCUUUGCCAGGUCAGAUGAGCUCAACAGGCACCUGAGGAUCCACACUGGCCACAAACCCUUCCAGUGCAGGAUCUGUCUGAGGAACUUUAGCCGUAGCGACCACCUCACCACCCACAUCAGGACCCACACUGGGGAGAAGCCCUUCUCCUGCGACAUGUGUGGCAGGAGAUUUGCCAGGAGUGAUGAGAAGAAGAGACAUGGGAAGGUGCAUCUGAAGCAGAAGAUCAGGGCUGAGGAGAAACUCAAGGGACUUGGCUUUUACUCCAUGGGAUUGUCCUUCAGCACCAUGUGAGGAACCACAGAAUUGCCUGGGUUUACUUUUCUCCUCGGAGGUGCAAGUUAUCUCCUACAGGUUGUCAGCUCUAGCCCUCAACUACUUCUUGGGAGGAUCUAGUGUGGCUUGUGGCUCAGCUGUUCCCUGCAUGGCCUCCUCUGUUACCUAUGUGAUGUAUACUCUAUCUACCAGCAGGAUCUGACUACAUGGAGCUAUGGGAUGAGGAGGAGUUCAGCACCUCUCUCUGGACAGCUCCAACUGUGCUGCAGCUGAGACGAUGGAGGUGGCUGGUAGACAUUGAGGUGAAGCUUUCUGCAGACUGUUCCAGGUGCAAUGCUCUGCAUGAGCCGGGACCUCACCUGUAUAUAAAUACUGUGUAGUAGACAUGGACUGUUUCUCCUGCUGUCAGGCACUUAGUGUGUGUGUGUG